Molecule: messenger RNA, 1748 nt
Organism: Arvicanthis niloticus (Nile rat)
Lineage: Eukaryota; Metazoa; Chordata; Mammalia; Rodentia; Muridae
Source: RefSeq, a predicted model, not a curated record
GAAGCCUCGCGAGGGUUGGUUUGCGCGCCGACUCCAAGUGUGGCCGGUCGGUGUCCGGGCCCCGCAGCAUCUAUCAGUCAUGGUGGCGGUGCCUUCGCAGCAGCGGCCCGCGGCGGCCCGGGCCCGGAACCUGCCCUGGGUUGAGAAGUACCGGCCACAGACCCUGGCCGACCUCAUUUCUCACCAGGACAUUCUGAGUACCAUUCAGAAGUUCAUCAGUGAAGACCGCCUGCCACACCUGCUUCUCUAUGGCCCUCCAGGGACAGGAAAGACAUCCACCAUCCUGGCCUGUGCCAAGCAACUGUACAAAGAUAAAGAAUUCGGCUCCAUGGUCUUGGAGCUGAAUGCUUCCGACGACCGAGGAAUCGAUAUUGUUCGGGGGCCGAUCCUCAGCUUUGCCAGUACAAGGACAAUCUUCAAGAAAGGGUUUAAGCUUGUGAUCCUGGAUGAAGCUGACGCCAUGACUCAAGAUGCCCAAAAUGCCUUGAGACGAGUGAUUGAGAAGUUCACGGAAAACACCAGGUUUUGCCUCAUCUGUAACUACCUGUCUAAGAUCAUCCCUGCCUUGCAGUCGCGGUGCACGAGGUUCAGAUUUGGCCCUCUGACACCCGAGCUCAUGGUUCCUCGACUGGAACAUGUAGUACAAGAAGAGAAUGUGGAUAUAAGUGAGGAUGGAAUGAAGGCCCUUGUCACUCUGUCCAGUGGGGACAUGCGAAGGGCUUUGAACAUUCUACAGAGUACCAAUAUGGCCUUUGGGAAGGUGACGGAGGAGACUGUCUACACCUGCACCGGGCACCCACUCAAGACAGACAUUGCCAACAUUCUGGACUGGAUGCUGAAUCAAGACUUCACCACUGCCUACAAAAAUAUCAUGGAGUUGAAGACUCUGAAGGGCUUGGCGCUGCAUGACAUCCUGACUGAGGUUCACUUGUUUGUGCACAGAGUUGACUUUCCAUCUUCAGUUCGGAUACAUUUAUUGACCAAAAUGGCAGACAUUGAGUACAGACUUUCUGUGGGCACCAGUGAGAAGAUACAGCUGAGCUCCCUCAUUGCUGCUUUCCAAGUUACCAGAGACCUGAUAGUUGCAGAGGCCUAGAAGUUCCAAGGCCUGGCCCCUGCUUCAGGCACAUCGGUGACUGGAGGACAGAGGACAUGCUGCCCCGAGCCACUGGAUAAAGCCUGUCACAAAAGGCUCUCCCCAGGCAUUUAGGUAGUGCUCUCUGUGGCUGUACAGAGCAACUUUCAUCCAGAGUGAUCCACACUGCUUGUCUUCUACAGGGGAAACACCCUGUCCCCAUGCUGAAGGCUGCUUUAAAGUCUUUACUAUCAGUUGCUGGGAUGACAAAAUUGGCUGCAGUGUGAAACUGAGUAUGCUUCAGUGUCUUCCAACUCUAAAUGGGUGCUAGUUGGCUUCCGAUUAAAUAUUUUGUUACAAAAUUUCAAAAUCAGUCUUCUGGCCAAAGUGCUACCAUGCAUAUAAACUCAGGCCUCAGGAGACUGAGGCAGCUGUAGGCAGCCUAGUGAGACAGACAGAGCCUGUCUCGGGAACAAAGCAGAGUCUUUCCCACUCUGAGAAGGCUUGCCAGCAGUUCCAAAUUCUAUUAUGAAAACAGGAAAGAAACUACAGCGCAGCUCGCCUUCAGACUACACCUUGCGUGUUGGGGCAGAAUGGGGCACUGCAAACGUUCCUGCCGGGCUGUAGUUACACCACGUCCUUCACAGGAAAAAUAAAGUGUUCAGUGUUCUAA